Didymella exigua CBS 183.55 is the source of this 1250-nucleotide messenger RNA. RefSeq lists its product as uncharacterized. The record is from RefSeq and is a predicted model, not a curated record. NCBI's taxonomy places the organism in Eukaryota, Fungi, Ascomycota, Dothideomycetes, Pleosporales, Didymellaceae. The transcript is spliced from 3 exons. Bases 263 to 1207 code for a protein of 314 amino acids.
GUGACGCUGUGCCCUGGAUAUUGUCAGCAGGCAACAGGGCAAGACCUCUCGGAGAGGCGCAAAGGUGCUGGCUGAGGCUGAGUCGAAGACACCUGCAUGACGCUCGUGCACAGCCGCAGGUCAUCUUCAAAGCACGACCUCACACCCUGAUAAUGGCAUCUCGUCUUCUGUGGGAGACCUCGAACAGGACUCAAAACGAGCCUGUAAACAUCUACAAGGGCAACGGAUCGGAUUUCCAAAGCUAUUGUCGCGUAGCUUAGGCAUGCUUGCAGAAGUGCUCCGCUCAGCCUUGCGGGUCUUGAUUCUACUUUUCGAACACAUCGCAGCGGUAACAGUAAGAUUCAUGACUCUGCCAUAUUAUCGCCUUUACUACUUCAACACCUCCGCUCCCCUGGCUCGGAUCGCAGCGCUAGCAUCCGAACAGCCACUUGACACAGCCAAAGUGAUGAAAGCCAUCUCUUCGUGGAGAGUGCGAAAGCUUACAGAGCUUCAGUUCAUCACCAUUGCGGUAAGUCCGGCUCCCACCAAGCAGGCGCGAUGCAAGAUUCGACUGACUCCACAGUGCACCGUCCUGGCAGCAGCAGUUAUCGGCUCCUUUUCAUGGACCAUAAUCGAAGACGCCUACUGGUUGACCCACGGCUUCUGGCAUAGUAGCCUGAUCUUCUCAGUCCUGGGGAUUCUGCUCUCGGCGUCCGAGGUCACCGUCCUACACUUGCUGGGGCCGCUACGACACACAGGCCAAUUCAAUCGAGACGAACAGACCGCUAGAAAGUAUUACCCCCUGUUGCUGUCGCCGAGUGUCGAGAUAGGGCAAUUCACACCACGCCUGAAGAUGAUCUUCACGUGGCAAGCACCGCUGAUGUUCAUGUCCUAUUCGGUCUGCGGGUUUCUAGUAGGCCUGACUGUGCUUGUCUGCACGCCUUUGCUCAGGGAAGACCACACUUGGACAGUCGGACAUAAUAUUGCAAUCAUGUACUUGACGGUUUUUGUCGGGGCAGGCACCACCUUCGUGUUUUGCUCGUUCUGGGUCUAUCACUACGUGCAAUUAGAUCUGGACGCUGGUGAUACUGGGUCCCACAAUAAUGACGAUGUCGAUGGUGGUGUGGGACUUGAAGUCAUGCUCACGCCGUUCUCGGGAGAGGUGAGAGGAGCGACUGGAGGCUCGUCCGGUCUCAAGAUGGAUCGUCGAUACACUAGUUGGACAUAGCGCUGCGCUAUGCUAAUGAUCUUAAAUUCAUGAUCUCUACUUC